AGUUGACACCAAGGAACCGUGACGAGAAACUAGUUACAGGUGGUAGCUCAGGUCAGCACAGGACAGGUGGAGAUAAGAAAGGUAUUUGACGGAGAAGUUCAGCUGGAGUGGACCAUAUUCAUUCUUUAGUUUGCUGACUGAACUCUUGCAGAAGAGGUUGGCGUAAAGAAAAACACUAUUUAAUCUGGAGUGGAUGAAGGAACAGCUGAAAGUCUCGCCUUGACCUCUGACCUGUAGGUGAGGGCCAUGUUAGCGGCCCGGAGCAGCGGCGGCGGUGUCCAGCCUCCCCACAUUCAUCGCAAACACUCGGUAGCGUCUCUGAGCGGCACCAAGCGCAACUCCCCGGAAAAGCGCAAUGCCUCCGCCGGGAAAGUGCAGUCCCAGGCCCGCAACAAGGCCAGCCUCAUCCGGGAGAUUGAGACCACCUGGUACCUGAAGAUGUUCGGCCUGGGCAAAGAGGAGACGGUGGCGCACAAGACUGGGAUGCCCUACAGAAACCUGGGGAAGUCUGGACUGCGAGUAUCGUGCCUAGGACUUGGAACGUGGGUGACAUUUGGUGGACAGAUCACAGAUGAGGUGGCAGAGCAGCUCAUGACCAUCGCGUACGAGAGCGGAGUGAACUUGUUCGACACAGCAGAGGUCUACGCCGGGGGCAGGGCCGAGAUCAUUCUAGGAAACAUCAUCAAGAAGAAAUGUUGGAGGAGAUCCAGUCUUGUCAUAACAACCAAACUUUACUGGGGAGGAAAGGCUGAGACGGAGAGGGGCCUAUCGCGAAAGCACAUUAUAGAAGGUCUGAAAGGUUCUCUACAGAGGAUGCAGAUGGAGUAUGUGGAUGUAGUUUUUGCCAAUCGCCCCGACAGCAACACUCCCAUGGAAGAAAUAGUGCGGGCCAUGACCUACGUGAUCAACCAGGGAAUGGCCAUGUACUGGGGCACGUCUCGGUGGACAGCGAUGGAGAUUAUGGAGGCGUACUCUGUGGCGCGGCAGUUUAACCUGAUCCCCCCGGUGUGUGAGCAGGCUGAGUACCAUCUCUUUCAGAGGGAGAAGGUGGAGGUGCAACUCCCCGAGCUCUACCACAAGAUAGGAGUCGGAGCCAUGACGUGGUCGCCCCUGGCCUGUGGCAUCAUCACCGGGAAGUACGAGAACGGCAUUCCGGAAACUUCCCGGGCAUCCAUGAAAUCGUACCAGUGGCUGAAGGAGAAGAUCGUCAGCGAGGACGGGAGGAAGCAGCAGGCCAAACUCAAAGAGCUCCACCACAUGGCCGAGAAGCUGGGCUGCACCCUGCCCCAGCUCGCAGUGGCCUGGUGUUUACGGAAUGAAGGAGUGAGUUCAGUUCUACUGGGAACCUCCAACCCUGAGCAGCUCACGGAGAACCUCGGGGCCAUCCAGGUCCUCCCUAAGAUGAGUUCACACGUUGUCUCAGAGAUAGACCACAUCCUGGGCAACAGACCCUACAGUAAGAAGGACUACCGCUCCUAAACACGGCUGACCCAGGUCAUUAGUGUAACAGUCACAUGUGUCCCCGCUCUCCGGUCUCCUCCUCUGCCUUCGAGACGUGUCCUCCUCCUCCCCUCUGCUCCGGUUCCUCAGGUCCUGUUCAGCCAAGAGACAUCAGUGCUUUCCUCCAGAAGCAGCUUUGUGGAAGUCUUACUACGCUGUACAAGUACUAUGCACAGCUUUAGCUACAGACAACAUUUCAGACAAACCAAUGUCACUUUUCAGGUUGUGUAUUCAGAAAAAAAGGCUAAACAUUAUCACCAAAACUAAUUAUAAGGAUUCUUUUUUUUAAUUUCAGAAUGCUAGCAAUCUGUAAAAAUUCAAUAUCCAACAAAAUUUGACAUUUUAAUUUGAAGCAAUCUGGUACAAAUCAUAAAUUUGCUACUACCUGUAUUUAUCUAAUGCUGAUUUCAAACGCUAAAACAUCAACAUUUGCUUCAUAUGUUGCACGGACAGAUCAUCUAAUUUAUAUUUGGGGUUAAACAAGACUUAAAGAUGCAUUGUGUAACUUUUCUGGUGAAGGGUCUGCCACCUUUUUGUUUCUAUGGAUAUGUCACUGCCUGGAAUGUUCCAUAGUAUGACAUUAAACAGAUCCACCUUACGUUUAUUUAAAUUACAUGUGGUUUUAUGGCUUAAAAAUAGCUAGAAAAACAUCAUUCUGACUGUAAGCGGGGUUUGUGCCUCUCCAUAGAUCUGACCUGUAACUUGGUCUGGUUUGGUCUCCAUGAAGCCAGCUUUCUAUCUAAUGCCAUACUGUGAAACAUUCCAGGCAAAGCAAUAACAUUUCCAUGGAGAAAAGCAU
Boleophthalmus pectinirostris (great blue-spotted mudskipper) is the source of this 2299-nucleotide messenger RNA. RefSeq names its product potassium voltage-gated channel subfamily A regulatory beta subunit 1a (gene kcnab1a). Gene Ontology annotation, molecular function: potassium channel regulator activity; voltage-gated potassium channel activity; transmembrane transporter binding. Gene Ontology annotation, biological process: negative regulation of delayed rectifier potassium channel activity; transmembrane transport; potassium ion transport. Bases 247 to 1479 code for a protein of 410 amino acids. The transcript has 14 exons. Gene Ontology annotation, cellular component: voltage-gated potassium channel complex; cytoplasm; membrane. The record is from RefSeq and is a predicted model, not a curated record. Lineage: Eukaryota; Metazoa; Chordata; Actinopteri; Gobiiformes; Gobiidae.